AUUUGCAAUGGCGGAUUCGGGUCUUCAGAAGAUGACCCCACUGCCGGGGCAUAAACCUGUCCCACAGAAUCUAUACGCUACGUGGGAAAUAGAUAAAUCGUCGCCGAAUUGUAUACCAAGGCUAUGCACACUCAAACUGACAAGACUCAUGGUGCUGAAACCCCUAGAACAAGACCUUACUUCUAUUAUCAUAGCUGUCAAGAUGCAGAUAGGUAGCCAGGGUUCUAAGAGGACCCUGCGUACCACUGAGAUUGUGUUGCAGCCCAAUGGCACUGUAGACACAGAACUAGAUAUUACCUUCAUUUUACAGUACCCCCACUUUUUUAAACGAGAUGGCAAUAAACUUCAAAUCAUGCUGCAGCGGAGGAAAAAGUAUAAGAACCGCACAAUUCUUGGCUAUAAAACACUUGCUGUGGGCACUGUGAACAUGGCACAGGUCCUCCAGCGAGCAGCUGACAAAGAGCUAGUCUUAUACCCAGAUAUUAAAGAUGCCCAGAGUGACCUCAGUCGUAUUGCACAGGUCACCAUUCUGGCCUUGUCUAGUCAACCAGUUGAUAAAGAAGAAAAUGGGAGAAGAAAGCAUCAAGACUCAGUGGAAGCAGGUGAUUAG
Lingula anatina is the source of this 610-nucleotide messenger RNA. Its product is annotated as phosphofurin acidic cluster sorting protein 2. NCBI's taxonomy places the organism in Eukaryota, Metazoa, Brachiopoda, Lingulata, Lingulida, Lingulidae. Gene Ontology annotation, biological process: protein localization to plasma membrane. The record is from RefSeq and is a predicted model, not a curated record.